ACAUGGCACCAAUGCACCACUUCUAAGCAGACAAAAGCCCCUGAGAACUCCAGAAUGAAUUCCUGUCCCAAGAUAAACGAAGACCUGGAGUGGGAGUACCUGCCGAUCAUGUACAGCAUUGAGUUCUUCGUGGGGCUGAUCGGAAACCUGACCGUCAUCUUUGGCUACGUGUUUUGCCUGAAGGAGUGGAAGUGCAGCAACAUCUAUCUCUUCAACCUGUCCAUCACCGACCUGGCAUUCCUCUGCACCCUUCCCCUCCUCGUCAACCAGUACAAAAACAAGAGCCAAUGGCAAUUCAGCGACUUGCUGUGCAAGUUUAACCGCUUUCUUCUCUACAACAACAUGUACCUCAGCAUCCUCUUCCUCACCUGCAUCAGUGUCGAUCGCUACCUACUGGUCAUGAACCCACUGAAGAUGUACAAGUUUCAGAACAAACGGGGAGCCAUGCUUGUGUGUUUCCUGCUGUACAUGUCUGUCACCUUGGCUCUCAUCCCCAUGUUUGUCUUCAUUGGUCCCCAGGACAUCACCCACGAUGAGGAGAACAUCACCGCCUGCGUGGACUUCGCCAGCUCGGGAAAUGCCAACCACAGCCUCAUCUACAGCAUGUGCCUGACCAUAUUCUGCUUCAUCUUUCCUCAGUGCGUCAUGAUCUUCUCUGGCAUUCAGACAGCCAGAGCCUUGAAGAAGAUGAGCAAACAGCAUCGUAGGAACAUCUCCCUGGAGAAGCCCCUCAACCUGGUCAUCCUGGCUGUGGGCUCCUUUACCGUGUUCUUCACUCCUUACCACAUCAUGAGGAAUCUCCGCAUCAUCUCUCGGAUGAAGAGCCUGGGCUUCUUGAGCUGCACCAAGUCCUAUAUAAAGGCUGGAUACACGGUCACCCGGCCCAUAGCUUACCUCAACGCUGCCACCAACCCCAUCUUCUAUUUCCUACUGGGAGAUAAGUUCAGGGAGACACUGAUGAGCAGCAUCAAGUCAAUAUUCCACCGAAUGUUCCCAUGUUUCGGGAGACGGGACACCCAGGCAAGCUGCAGCUCCUAUGGUCUGGGGGGGAGGCGGGAGGAGGAAAGGGGGAAGACUAGAUUAUUUUCUGACUCAAGUUGCAAGAAUCCGUCUCAGAGUUGUUCCCAGUUGCCCACUCGCUCGCUAGCUGUUGGCUCCAGUUAG
Molecule: messenger RNA, 1164 nt
Organism: Callorhinchus milii (elephant shark)
Lineage: Eukaryota; Metazoa; Chordata; Chondrichthyes; Chimaeriformes; Callorhinchidae
Product: succinate receptor 1-like
Exons: 2
Coding region: 55-1164 (369 amino acids)
Biological process (GO): G protein-coupled receptor signaling pathway
Cellular component (GO): plasma membrane
Molecular function (GO): G protein-coupled receptor activity
Source: RefSeq, a predicted model, not a curated record